Molecule: messenger RNA, 912 nt
Organism: Aspergillus aculeatus ATCC 16872
Lineage: Eukaryota; Fungi; Ascomycota; Eurotiomycetes; Eurotiales; Aspergillaceae
Product: alpha/beta hydrolase
Exons: 1
Coding region: 1-912 (303 amino acids)
Molecular function (GO): hydrolase activity
Source: RefSeq, a predicted model, not a curated record
AUGGGUCUGACAGGCACCUCCCAGACCUGGGCAGCCAAGCUACUACGCGGCGUCGGCCGCGCGGCAAUGGGCACCCUCACGCGCUCGCACCCCGACGAAACGGCGAAAUGGCCGUCGCGCGACGCGGGGCGCACGAUCAAGGUGCACAUCUACCGGCCGUCCCCGGACACCCAGCCCACGACACCCGGCCCCAGCCCCGUGCUGAUCAGCAUGUGCGGCAGCGGGUUCAUCCUGGCCGGCCACGGCACGGACGACGAGUACUGCCGGUUCAUCGCCACGCACACGGGGUACACGGUGGUGGACGUGCAGUACCGGCUGGCGCCGGAGCACCCGUUCCCGGCGGCGUUCCACGACGUGGAGGACGUGAUCCAGCACAUCCAGCAGGACCCGGCGACCUACGACGUGGGCCGCGUGGCGCUCUCCGGCUUCAGCGCGGGGGCCAACCUGGCGCUGGCCGUGUCGGCGGUGCGUGACUUCCCGCCGGAGGCGACCAUCUACGCGACGAUCGCCUUCUACCCCUCGUGCGACCUGGCCGAGGACUUCGCUGACAAGUCCGCGCCGGACGACGGCACCCGCCUCAAGAUGCCCGCCGGCCUGUCGCGGUUUUUUCAUCGGUGCUACUUCCCGGACGGGGACGGCGAUGCCGACGACCCCCGCAUCUCGCCGGCGUUCGCGGCCCCCGACCGCUUUCCCCGCAACCUGGCCGCCAUCACCGCCGCGCAGGAUCCUUACGCGCCGGAGAUGGAGCGCAUCGCGGCCGCGGUCGAGGCGUUGCCCGGCCGGAAUGUCGUGCUCAAGCGCAUGGAGCACUGUCCGCAUGGGUGGGACAAGCGGGCCAAGGAGGGGACGGUGGGGGCGGCGGCCAAGCAGGAGGCGUACGAGCUGGUGGCGCAGUUCUUGAAUUCGAUAUGA